Messenger RNA from Phytophthora sojae, 1221 nucleotides. RefSeq lists its product as hypothetical. The coding region runs from base 1 to 1221 and encodes 406 amino acids. Gene Ontology annotation, molecular function: ribonuclease MRP activity; ribonuclease P activity. Lineage: Eukaryota; Oomycota; Peronosporomycetes; Peronosporales; Peronosporaceae. The transcript has 2 exons. Gene Ontology annotation, biological process: tRNA 3'-end processing; tRNA 5'-leader removal; endonucleolytic cleavage in ITS1 to separate SSU-rRNA from 5.8S rRNA and LSU-rRNA from tricistronic rRNA transcript (SSU-rRNA, 5.8S rRNA, LSU-rRNA). The record is from RefSeq and is a predicted model, not a curated record. Gene Ontology annotation, cellular component: multimeric ribonuclease P complex; ribonuclease MRP complex.
AUGGUGAGUGGUGGCAAGGCUCCUCGACGCGGCGCGGCGCAGCGGCGCGCGCGACUGCAGGGGGCAAACGCACUGCUGCAGAGCGGCCCGGACAGUGCGUACCCGUCCUCGCGCCUGCUGGUGUGGCACUCGCGCUUCUCGCACGAAGCUUCUCGCCAUGACAGCGUCGUCUCGGGUCACGCCUUGAACCAGCAGAUGGAGGUGUAUCUGCCUGGCAAGGCCGGGAAGGCCGCAGCGCAGUCGCUACAAUGGGAGACGGGCUUUUACUACGAGGUCAAGGCCUCGGUCGACAUGUUUCUGUCGCCGGCCUUCAUCCGCGAGUACCUGGCGGACGGCGGCGCCGUGUUCAUGGUGGCCAAGAACGCGGCGGUGGACGCGUCGCAGUCGGCGAUGUUGCUGCCGUCGGACCAACUACUGCUACUGGUGGACACGCACACGUACCAGCAGUUGGGUAUUGUGGGUGAGAAGUACGGCAAGGCGGUGCCAGCCACCUGCAGGUCGACGCGCGGACAGAAGUACGUCAUUACGCUGGACUUGACGUCGUCGACGUUCGCAGAGGAAGGAGACAACGCCUUUAGAGAUCGAGUGAGACGGGCGUUGAGCUCGAAACUGGAGGAUCUGGAGAUGCUCAUGUGCGCGUACAGUCAGCGCGGAGCGGCGAGGACUAUAUUGUUCGGGGACGAUGACACGGUGCCGCGUCAGCGCAUUGAGCUGAACGCGCAGAUGACGACGCUCAGCGAGGUGUUUCUGCCCAAGUUUGACGCGUUUUACGCGCAGCUUGGUGGGAAGGAGGAGCGUAAUGAGGACGAUGGAAAUAAACUGAGGACGUCGCUGCAGGAGGCCUACGACUGGCUGGGUCUGGUGGCAUGCCGACUCACCGACCUCUUGCAAAGACAGAAACUGGAGGAGUACGUGUCGACUUUCACGGGCUUCCCCGACUCGUUCGAGUGCGAACCGGACAGUGAAGUGACCACGGUGCGAUGGCGUGGCCUGCUGGCUGCUCCGUUUUGCUCCACUAUUGUGGAAAAGGUGCAGCGUGCUGUCAAGAACGGUGAAGUGCCGUGGGGUGCAGUCACGGUUUGGGGCUUCCCGGAUGUCUUUCUGCAACGACGAGAGCAUGGUUACCUAGGGAACGGCAGCAACAACUAUACCCUGCUCAUUCUGCCAAACGAUGAGUACUUCCUGCUGCAGGCUCUCGGGCCGCACGACGCCACGGUGUAA